CAAAGGCAUCCCCAGUUUGAACACCAGGAUAUCCCACCACGGUUUCGUACCUAUAAACAAUAAAGUCUCCAGCCCAAUAGGGAAUUGUACUAACGUGUGGGAAAGGGAAUUAGAAGAGGACAGUGAUUGUGAGUUUUUGAUUGAUGGGAUAAAAAAUGGUUUCUGGAUUAUUGAUAAAAAUGUAACAAUUAGUGAUGUUCUUUGUAAAAACUACAAGUCUGCCACAGAUGAGUCUGUACGAACAAUUGUUGAAGACCAAAUUUCAGAGGAAAUCAGCCGAGGCAAUUAUGUUAUUGUAGACAGAAAACCAAAGCUUGUUAGUAGCUUGGGAGCAAUACCAAAAGGCACUGGGAAGGUACGCUUAAUUCAUGAUUGCUCUAGACCAUGUGAUCUCAGCCUCAAUGAUUAUGCAACGACACAAUCUUUUAAAUAUCAAACCAUUGACGAAGCAAUCAAACUUCUGCCGAGGGGUGGAUACAUGGCAAAACUGGAUCUGAAAAAUGCUUACCGUGUGGUGCCGUUACAUCCUGACUGCUAUGAAGCUACCGGCCUGCUGUGGCAGUUCAAAAACUCAAGACUUCCAGUCUACAUGAUUGACACAAAGCUCCCAUUUGGAGCUUCCAAGAGCCCUGAGAUAUUUAGCCGUUUGUCGUCAUCUGUUCGUAGAAUGUUAAGGCGCAGAGGUUUUGUGGUAGUUGUAUACCUUGAUGAUUUUCUAUGCAUUGCAAAAACAAACUCUGAGUGUUGGAAAGCCUUCAGGACAUUGAGAAGAUUAUUGACCGAUCUAGGUUUUGCUAUAAAUGGAAGCAAAACGGUUGAACCUACUCAGAAACUGACUUUCCUAGGGAUAGAGAUUGACUCUACUACCUGUACCUUAUCCUUACCUGCGGAUAAAUUGCUUGACUUGAAGCACAUAUUAGGGAAGUUGGUGACGAAAAAGAAAGCAACAAAGCGUCAACUUCAGGAAAUUGUAGGUAAAUUGAAUUGGGCAGCACAGGUAGUUCAUGGAGGGCGCACAUUUAUGCGCAGAUUAAUUGACUUAUGUAAUACCCUUAAAAAACCCAAUCACCAUACCAGGCUGAAUGUAUGCGCAAAGGCUGAUAUCAAGUGGUGGCAUGAAUUUUGUGAAUGUUUUAAUGGUACUGUGAAAUUUAUUGAAAAUGAACCGGUGCCCGCAGCAAAGUUCUCCACGGAUGCCUGCAGUGAUGGUGGCGCAGCAUGUUUCGGCCCUGACUGGGUCUAUUAUAAUUGGCAUACAGACUUCCCAUUUGUUGAACAUUUACACAUCAAUGUGAAAGAGUUGUUCACUGUGUAUUUAGCAGUCAAACGCUGGUGUGUAACCUGGACAGACAAACAUAUCAUUGUCUACACAGACAAUACUUAUACUAUGCAUACCCUUAACAAAGGUACUAGUCGUGACCGAUUAGCCAUGCGUUGGCUGCGCAAGAUAUUCUGGUUUUCUGCUGUGCAUAACUUUAAAUUUUCAGCCAGAUAUAUCCCAGGCAAAGAUAACCUUGCUGCUGACUCUCUGAGCAGGUUGCACAAUGUUACAUUUCUUUAUAAAUCAAUACAGUUUAUUCCGUUCUAUUGGUUGUGUUGUGAAACUUGUUACAGGAAGUAUAUUCUAGUGCCAGCAUCCUCACACGUAUCCAAACUAACUUUGUCCUAUCUACAGGGCAAGUGGCUCAACAGUGGCGACACCUAUAUAGCGAGAUGCAGCAGUUUCGACGGGCAACAUAUGCCGAAACUACUAAGCGCACAUAUUCCUCAAUGAAAACUGCAUAUCUGAGAUUCUGUCUGUACUUUAGUAGGACACCAGUUCCAGCCGACCGCAUGACAGUACUGCUUUACAGAGUGUUCCUAACAAGAUCCCUUUCAGCAACUAGUAUUCCAGGAUAUAUGAAUAUCAUUCGCCUGCUUCAUCUUGAGGUGGGGUUACCAAACCCCUUGGAGACAUGGGAACAAAAGGCCCUGCACAAAGGUAUCUUAAGACUAAAAGGUACACCAACAAAACAAAAACUUCCUAUAACACCAGAUAUACUAAGGCGGAUGCACAGUCAUAUGGACAUGUCAGAACCAUUCCUGGUAGCUUUUUGGGCAGCCUGCAUCAUUGCGUUUUUCUGUUUCUUGAGGAAAUCUACCAUGCUCCCUGAAACUAGAGGCAGUGGUUCAAGAAAGCAGACCUACUUGAGUCUGCACGAUGCCAAGAUUUCCCCUGACAAAGAUAGUGCCAUGAUUACUGUCAGACACACAAAAACUAUACAGUUUGGUCAGCGAGUGUUAAAGUUACCGCUGGCUAGGGUACCCGACUCUGUGCUUUGUCCUGUUAAAGCACUUGAACAUUUGCUUUCACAAUAUAGUGAAGAACUUCAACAUUCAAAUGCACCUUUGUUUUCAUAUGUGGACAGAAGUGGAGUCCUCAAGAGUUUAACUUACAAAAGUUUUGUUAAAACAUUGAAAUAUUAUCUGGACAAAUGUGGUUAUGAUUCUGGUGCAUACAGCGGUCACUCUUUCCGCAGAGGCGGAUGUUCCUAUGCAUUUGACAUUGGCAUUCCACCCUUGCUUAUAAAGCUACGUGGUGAUUGGCGCUCCAAUGCAUAUGAGCGCUAUGUUACAGUGUAUGAUGCAAUGCAUGAGAAACUUGCUCAAUCUCUCAGUGCAGGGAUAGUGAACUAAGUCAAACCACAGAACUUUCACCAGGUUAUUCCUCUUGGGGGGUUUGGAGGUUUUAUGUUUCGAUUAAACAUUUGUCAUUAUUAAAUGACCUUUGCCCCCAAGAGGAAUCGUUUGUUUUCCUUUUCCAGCCCAUAUGGCACUAGCGCUGGAUUUCUUGUUGUUUGUCGUUUAAGACAAUUACUUUGUCCGUGUGCUACUAGCAUAUCAACCAAGGAUUGGAUGAUGGAGUUUAAACGUUUAUUUAUCCAGUAUUCAGUAGCUUCUAUGCCGAGAUCAUGGGGAAUGUUUCAAUAAACUCUACAUCAUACUAUACAUAUAUAUAGAUCUAUACUUUGUUGUGAUUUUAUGCAUAGAUUAAUAUGUCAGGGCUAUCAAUGACUUUGUCUUCUCGUUAAACUCAAGGUCCACACUGUUUUGAAAAUACAGCUAUUACUAUCUUCACCUUAUUAUGUCCGCUACUUGUAAAACCAAAACAUACAUUAUGUCGUACAAAGUGUCUGGGCCUAGAUUUUCGAAACGAUUGUAUCCCUAAAAUUAUCGUAAAGUUAUCGUAAGGAAAUCGUAGGCUAUCGUAGCCUAUUUUCGAAACUAUCGUAGCCCUAAGAUAUCUUAAGAUUGUCGUAAAUCUAAGAUAGACCCAUACCUGUCAUAAGUUUAUUUUAUCUUCAUCCAAGAUGGCGGCAUCCUUUUCCGUAGAUAUUUUGCCAAACAAUGUGUCUGCUUUACGUUCAAACGUUGACAUUUAAUUUUGUUAAACUGUGUGAUUCAAAUUGACACUUCGAAAACACGAAGAACGCAUCAAAGAUUUCACGUAAAAAAUGUUCUUAAUCGCGACAGCGAUCCACAUAACUGUGGAGUCGAUAGCUUACAAUAUAUUUCUAUCUGAGUCCAUGCUGAAGAAGUGUGAAACGACAUACCUUUUUGAUAAUUUGGGAAGGAUAAAAAUGGAAGGUGUCGGCAGGAUACAGUAAUGAUCGUGACCUUCUUGAUAACUCAGGGGCAGCUAAUCUUAGUUCAUACUCUAACUGAGAGUGGUUUCCCUUUGUAUUCGCCCGGGGAGGACUUGCUCAAUGUUACAGUGUUCAUAAAGCGCAGAGUUUCGCUGUUAUAUUUUCUGGAUCGCAUUUGUGACAAUGCUUUAGUCUUUAUUUUUGCAUUUUAUAAAAUUGUAUCAGUCUACAUGUGUGAUGAAGUGCAAAAAAAAACAUAAGCAUUUCACAUCAGGUUUUACAUCUAAAAUGGUGUGGGACGAGCGGUUUUAAUAAUUGAAUGUAACUAUACAGUGUAGUAUUUAUUGAUUUAACAAGAAAA
This is a messenger RNA of Haliotis rufescens (red abalone), 3987 nucleotides long. RefSeq lists its product as uncharacterized. Gene Ontology annotation, biological process: DNA recombination; DNA integration. The coding region runs from base 1714 to 2676 and encodes 320 amino acids. NCBI's taxonomy places the organism in Eukaryota, Metazoa, Mollusca, Gastropoda, Lepetellida, Haliotidae. The transcript has 2 exons. The record is from RefSeq and is a predicted model, not a curated record. Gene Ontology annotation, molecular function: DNA binding.